Sarcophilus harrisii (Tasmanian devil) is the source of this 2270-nucleotide messenger RNA. RefSeq names its product claudin domain containing 1 (gene CLDND1). The record is from RefSeq and is a predicted model, not a curated record. Lineage: Eukaryota; Metazoa; Chordata; Mammalia; Dasyuromorphia; Dasyuridae. The coding region runs from base 365 to 1126 and encodes 253 amino acids. Gene Ontology annotation, cellular component: membrane. The transcript is spliced from 6 exons.
CGGCUGGAUUUGUGUUGUAGACCCGGGCACUUGUGGGACCCGCCCCGCCCCGCCCGAUCUCUCCUCCAUCCUCUCCCAGAGAUGAGAGCCCAUCGGGCGCAGGGCACUUUUCUGGGCACGGUGGCCUUUUAAGCUUAUUUAAGAAUGGGUCAGAUGAGAGAGACUGGAGGGAAAAAGCAUGGAAUCGAGUGUCUAGGGGAAACAUGGAACUAAGAGCCAUCAGGACCAUGAUACUACUAGUAAUCAUCAACAUGACUUUCAGCAAGUCAUUUACUUCACUGGAAAGUUUCUUCAUCUGUAAAAUGAAAAGAGUCUUCUCUGGAAUUUUGUGAUCAUAUGAGAUCAAAAAAAUUUGAAUGCCAGAAUGGAUAACCGUUUUGCUACAGCAUUAGUGAUUGCUUGUGUACUCAGUCUCAUAUCUACCAUCUAUAUGGCAGCGUCCAUUGGCACAGAUUUCUGGUAUGAAUAUCGCAGUCCAGCACCAGAAAAUUUCAGUGACUUAAACAAAAUCAGGGAUGAUUUUGUUGACAGCGAUCCUGACGAAAAGACUUAUAAUGAUUUACUUUUCCGAUAUAAUGGCACAGUGGGAUUGUGGAGAAGGUGUAUCACUGUGCCCAACAAAAGUACACCUUGGUAUAGCUCUCCAGAAAAGACAGAGUCAUCUGACUUGAUCACAGAAUGUUUCAGUUUUACAUUGUCAGAGCAGUUCAUGGAGAAAUAUGUAGAGCCUGGAAACCAUAAUACUGGGAUUGAUCUACUCCGGACCUAUCUUUGGCGCUGCCAGUUCCUUUUGCCGUUUGUUAGCCUAGGUUUGAUGUGCUUCGGGGCUUUGAUUGGACUUUGUGCUUGUGCCUGCAGGAGUCUGUAUCCAACCAUUGCCACAGGAGUCCUUCAUUUCCUUGCAGGUCUGUGUACACUGGGCUCAGUAAGCUGCUAUGUUGCUGGUAUUGAGCUACUUCAUCAGAAGCUGCAGCUGCCUGAAAAUGUGAAGGGCGAAUUUGGCUGGUCCUUCUGCCUGGCCUGUGUCUCGGCUCCCUUGCAGUUCAUGGCUGCCGCACUCUUCAUUUGGGCGGCGCGUACCAACCGAAAAGAAUACACACUAAUGAAGGCCUAUCGCAUGGCGUAGGUGGACUGCAACUUCAGUUAGAGUUUGCUACACUACAGUAUUUUUUAAUGUCUAUCUUAUUCUCAUAACUUUCUCUUCCCUCCCCUACCUUUCCCUUUCACUGGACACAAUUCCAUUCUGGAUGUUUAUUUAAAGCAUUGUUUUCUCACCCUCAACUUUAAAUUUGGGUGGUGUUCUUUAAGAAAUCACACCUUUCAUGCUACGUCCAAUAAAGCUACAUCCAGAAUUUAGAAAAGAGAAAUUAGAUAAAGAGAAUAAAUUUAUAAUAGAUACUCACCUGGGUGAGGCUUAUAUAAGCAAAGUUAACAAGUAACUAACUUCUGAGAGACUAAGAUAUAAAGGUGAAGUUACAGUAUGUAUGUUGAAUUUUUGACAUUCAAUUUAAAAAGUCUCUUAUCAUUAACCUAACUUUAGUUUUGCUGUUGUGAAGAACUGAACAUCCAUGGAUAUGAGUGCUAUUUUCAAAUGUUAUUUAAACUUUAUGUGAUGGAGAAAAGUUGUCACAUUUCUCUGACUUUUGAAGUGUAGCUUCAUCUGAGGUGAAAUACAACAGCCCUUUUAAACUGCACUGUGCACAAAAUCUUUGAGCAGGGUUGUGAAAAAUAGAUAUUUCAGUUGAAGCUUUGUAUGGCUCUUAAGCAGUACUGGAAGUUAUCUCAAACGACAGGGUAUUAACUUUUUUACUUCCUUUAAAAUUUGAGUGUCCUAGAUCACUUCCCUCAUUGCACAGUCUUACUGAAAGAUAACUAUGCUUUCUACUAAUGUGUACAAGUCAGGGCAUUGAAUGCCCCAACUGCCACCUAAGUCAGUUAAGUACUCCCUCAAAACAUUUAUCCAGAAGAAGGUCCUCAAGAUUUAAGGCUUUGACUGCCUAUUAAUAACUGUGGUCUUUAUUUCCUGUGAUGGAAUGAGGUGCCUUUUCUCACCCAGAUCUCUUUCUUCAUGGACAUCUCAGCUUUGUUUAAUUUCUUCUAAUUUAGUUAUUUUUAUAAAUAUGUGUAUAAACUUUUAAACUUUUAAAAUCCUAUUUAUUUAUUCCAUUUCUUGUAGAACAUGGCAGGUUUUUUAAAGAAAAUGUAACAUAGUAAUUUCUUACCAUGUCCCAAAUCUGUUGUUUAAAAAAUAAAAUCAGAUCAGAAAAGAG